Molecule: messenger RNA, 242 nt
Organism: Verticillium nonalfalfae
Lineage: Eukaryota; Fungi; Ascomycota; Sordariomycetes; Glomerellales; Plectosphaerellaceae
Exons: 1
Source: RefSeq, a predicted model, not a curated record
AUGACUUUGGACUACAAGAAGCUCGUCACCGACGCCUACCAGCGAAUUUUCGGUGAUUUAGAUGUCGCAGCAGUGGAUGACUACAUGAGCCACGAUUUCAUUCAACACAAUCCGACGAUUGCUGAUGGUCCGUCUGGAGUGAAGGAGCUAAUUCAGAAGCUUAUUUCACAAGGCGUCAAGAAGCAGAAGAUUGAGUUCAAGCACAUUGUUGCGGAGGACGAUACUGUCAUUCUUCAUUCGCG